AUGCCUAAAGCUGGCAGCAGUACAUUGAAAGGCAAGCCAAAAGCUACACAUCGCGUGACGUGGCGGGGCAAGCAGAUCACCGAGUUUGAAAUGAAGGUGUAUGAGACCAUUCUGACGAUUCCAGCGGGCAAAGUGAGUACCUACGGUGCCGUAGCUCGGGUGCUGCAUUCUGGACCUCGAUGCGUUGGUCAAGCCUUACGCAAAAAUCCGUUUGCGCCUGAGGUGCCAUGUCACCGCGUCGUCACGACUUCGCUUGGCAUUGGCGGCUUCCAAGGUACAAGUGGUGAAGAAUCGCCAUGUGUCCAAAAGAAGCGCAUGCUAUUGGCACAGGAAGGCGUUCUGUUCGCAAGUGAGCACAAGAUCGAUGCUGCUUCCUUGCACGAGUUCGACCAAGCUGUAGUUACACGAUGCUAG
Molecule: messenger RNA, 414 nt
Organism: Hyaloperonospora brassicae
Lineage: Eukaryota; Oomycota; Peronosporomycetes; Peronosporales; Peronosporaceae
Source: the annotation of a GenBank genome assembly